AUGACUGAGAACAUAAGAAGUUACUACAUGGUGACCAGGCCCAUAUACUCCGAAAAUGCUUUCUCUGCAAAGCAUAAAAAAGUUAUCAGGUAUCAUAAAACUCUUCUGGACCACCUCAAGGAGUGCUUUCGAUGCCCCACGGGUACAGUAAAGAGAAUUAUAUUUAAUUUGAUACCAAUUGCUGCUUGGCUGCCCAUGUACAAUCUGAAGGAAUGGCUCCUCGGUGACAUGAUCUCUGGCAUCAGCACAGGAAUGGUGUCUGUUUUGCAAGGCUUGGCAUUUGCUCUUCUGGUAAAUGUUUCCCCAGUUUAUGGACUCUAUUCGGCUUUUUAUCCCACAUUAAUAUAUAUUUUCCUUGGAACAUCUAAACAUAUCUCUGUCGGUCCAUUCCCUGUGUUAAGCUUGAUGGUAGGGUCAGCUGUGAUGAGGUUAGUCCCAGAUCCUGUCGAUGAGGAUGGAACAGUGAAUUAUAAUGUACUAAAUAACACAGACGAAUUGACAAUUGCUGAACAAAGAGUUCUUGUUGCUGCAUCUGUUACAGUACUUGUUGGUAUAUUCCAGCUGGUGUUUGGAUUGUUACAUGCAGGGUUUAUAGUUAUUUACCUGUCAGACCCUCUCAUAAGUGGUUUUACUACUGCAGCUGCUAUACAUGUUCUAGUGUCCCAGCUUAAGUUUGUACUUGGACUAAAGAUAUCAAACUUCAGUGGACCUUUGUCACUGUUUUUCACACUAGAGGACAUCUUUCAGAAGAUAAAUAAUACAAACAUCGCUGACCUUGCUACAUCAAUCAUCAUUAUGGUUGUGGUCCUUAUUGUUAAAGAACUGAAUGAUCGAUAUCAGAUAAAAAUACCCAUCCCCGCUGAGCUAAUAAUGACCAUUUUAGCAACUGGCAUAUCAUAUGCAUUUGACUUCAGUAGAAAAUUUCAUGUACAGAUAAUUGGAGAAUUAGAAAGUGGAUAUCAGCCUCCCAUAACACCAAGCAUAUCCAUUUUCGAAGAAUGUAUGAUUGAGGCCUUUACUAUUGCUAUCGUGGCCUUUGCCAUUGGAUUUUCUGUUGCCAGAGUCUAUUCAAACAAACACGAUUACCCAAUAAAUGGAAACCAGGAAUUAGUGGCAUUUGGAUUAGGGAACAUAGUUUGUGGCUUUUUCAAAGGUUUUGCUGUUAGCACAGCCCUGUCAAGGUCAGCUGUCCAGGAAAGCACUGGAGGGAAAUCUCAGGUACGGUAA
Molecule: messenger RNA, 1227 nt
Organism: Rana temporaria (common frog)
Lineage: Eukaryota; Metazoa; Chordata; Amphibia; Anura; Ranidae
Product: chloride anion exchanger-like
Exons: 9
Coding region: 1-1227 (408 amino acids)
Biological process (GO): transmembrane transport
Cellular component (GO): membrane
Molecular function (GO): oxalate transmembrane transporter activity; secondary active sulfate transmembrane transporter activity; bicarbonate transmembrane transporter activity
Source: RefSeq, a predicted model, not a curated record